Messenger RNA from Manacus vitellinus (golden-collared manakin), 1680 nucleotides. RefSeq names its product N-myristoyltransferase 1 (gene NMT1). Gene Ontology annotation, cellular component: cytoplasm. Gene Ontology annotation, biological process: N-terminal peptidyl-glycine N-myristoylation. The record is from RefSeq and is a predicted model, not a curated record. The transcript has 11 exons. Gene Ontology annotation, molecular function: glycylpeptide N-tetradecanoyltransferase activity. Lineage: Eukaryota; Metazoa; Chordata; Aves; Passeriformes; Pipridae. The coding region runs from base 16 to 1404 and encodes 462 amino acids.
AACCCCAAGGCUGCAAUGAUGUUUCUUUUGUUCCCCAGGGGCCUGAGUCCAGCAAAUGACAGCGGAGCCAAAAAGAAGAAAAAGAAACCCAAACGGAAGAAAGAGAAAGGAGGAGGAGACCAGCCCGACCAGGCUCAGGACCAGCCAGUGAAGGUGAACUCCUUACCCGCUGAAAGGAUCCAGGAGAUUCAAAAAGCCAUCGAGCUCUUCUCUGUAGGUCAGGGCCCUGCCAAAACCAUGGAGGAGGCCAGCAAGAGGAGCUACCAGUUCUGGGACACACAGCCAGUGCCCAAGCUCGGAGAGGUGGUGAACACCCACGGCCCGGUGGAGCCGGACAAGGACAAUAUCCGUCAGGAGCCAUACACCCUGCCCCAGGGCUUCACCUGGGAUGCCCUGGACCUCGGGGACAGAGGUGUGCUGAAGGAACUCUACACGCUGCUCAACGAGAACUACGUGGAGGACGACGACAACAUGUUCCGGUUCGAUUACUCCCCCGAGUUCCUGCUGUGGGCACUGCGUCCUCCGGGCUGGCUGCCCCAGUGGCACUGUGGGGUCCGAGUUGUCUCCAGCAAGAAGCUGGUUGGAUUUAUCAGCGCCAUUCCAGCCACAAUCCACAUCUAUGACACAGAGAAGAAGAUGGUGGAGAUAAACUUCCUGUGUGUCCACAAAAAGCUGCGCUCCAAGCGGGUGGCUCCGGUGCUGAUCCGCGAGAUCACGCGGCGGGUGCAUCUGGAGGGGAUCUUCCAGGCUGUUUACACUGCGGGAGUGGUGCUGCCAAAGCCUGUGGGGACUUGCAGGUACUGGCACCGCUCCCUGAAUCCUCGGAAACUCAUCGAGGUCAAAUUUUCCCACCUGAGCAGGAACAUGACUAUGCAACGUACCACGAAGCUUUACCGGCUGCCCGAGACUCCCAAGACUCCUGGCCUGCGGCCCAUGGAGCACAGGGACAUCUCUGCCGUGCACAAGCUCUUGACUGAGUACCUGAAGCAGUUCCACCUGACGCCCGUGAUGAGCCGAGAGGAGGUGGAGCACUGGUUCUUACCUCAGGAGAACAUCAUCGACACCUUUGUGGUAGAGAGCACCCCGGGGGAGGUGACAGACUUCCUGAGCUUCUACACUCUGCCCUCCACCAUCAUGAACCACCCGACUCACAAGAGCCUGAAAGCUGCUUAUUCCUUCUACAACGUUCACACCAAGACGCCUCUCAUCGACCUCAUGAGUGACGCCCUCAUCCUCGCCAAGUCGAAAGGAUUCGACGUCUUCAAUGCACUGGAUCUCAUGGAAAACAAAACCUUCCUGGAGAAGCUGAAGUUUGGGAUCGGGGACGGGAACCUGCAGUAUUACCUGUACAAUUGGAAGUGUCCCAGCAUGGCCCCAGAGAAGGUCGGACUGGUGCUGCAGUAAGUGAGCCCUUGCCAGGAGAGCGUGGAGGAGCCGGGCCUGGUGGAGGUGCUGCCCCUCAUCCUUUCUGCCAAAGCUGGACCCACACCGGGCCAGGGGGAACCGGAGCAGCCGCCCAAGGCUCCCGCCGCCACCCGCCGCCUCCUCGUCUGGUCUGGUCUGAUUUGCAUCCUCGUAAAGACACGAUCAAGGGAAUGUAACUGCUGAAACUAGAUCAUGAUUGGCAUAUAAUGGAGUUAACGGGUGAAUAAUAAAAGUAUAUAUUAUAUAUAUUUUAAA